Molecule: messenger RNA, 3312 nt
Organism: Cryptomeria japonica (Japanese cedar)
Lineage: Eukaryota; Viridiplantae; Streptophyta; Pinopsida; Cupressales; Cupressaceae
Product: disease resistance protein Roq1
Exons: 4
Coding region: 127-3312 (1061 amino acids)
Biological process (GO): defense response; signal transduction
Molecular function (GO): ADP binding
Source: RefSeq, a predicted model, not a curated record
GGAAGGAACGAAGCUGCCUGCAAGAGCUCUGAUUUCUAUUUUAUCUACUGUCACUCUGAUCUUGUGCAAUUGUCUCUUCUUUCUCACAUAUCGUUCAACGCGUUCCAAAGGUUUGAGCUGUGAUCAAUGUCAUCAUCUUCAUCGUCCCCCCAACCAAAAGAUGAAUGUCAAGCUUUCUCAAGAAUUGAACGUGAAGGAAUAAGGAGAAAGGUUUCUGAAUCAACAACAUUGUAUGAUGUCUUCAUCAAUCACAGAGGCCCUGAUUCCAAAUAUUCACUGGCUCUUCCCCUCUACACUUCCCUUAAGGAGUUGGGAAUACGGGCUUUUCUUGACAAGGAAGAAAUGGAACUUGGUCAGUCCUUUCCUUCUACCAUCGAGACCGCCAUUCGCUCAGCUGCAGUUCACAUCUCUAUCUUCUCAAAAGGAUAUGCAGAGUCCCCUUGGUGUUUGGCGGAGCUAGUUCUCAUGUUACACAGCCCAGCUAAGAUUAUUCCUGUGUUUUAUGAGGUAGAACCCUGGGCACUGCGCCAUAUAGAAAAGGGAGUCUACGCUGAUGCAUUCAUUCAAUACCAAAAUAAAUCCAGGUACCUAGACAAGCUUAAGCAGUGGAAGGAAGCCCUCCAAUCUAUUUCAUUCACCACAGGUUACGAAAUGAAUAAUUCCAAUAUCGGUGACCAUAAAAGCAUACUAUCAGCAGUCCAAAGGGAAGUACAGAGGAUAAAGCCUUUGCAUGUUGCCAAAUAUCCAGUAGCACUUGACAAGCUCGUACAAGAUUUUGAAAGGCGAUGCCUUCACAAUCUUGUUCAAGAUUUUGAAAUCCACUGUGGAAUGAAUAGAGAAGAGGAAUGGAAGGCUAAGAUCGUCGGCAUCUUUGGCAUGGGCGGAGUGGGAAAAACAACUCUUUCGAAAGAGUUGUUCAACAGAAAGCGUCAACAAUAUGCUCGAUCUUGCUUUCUAUUUGAUGUCCGGGAAGCCUCAGUUAGAUGUAAUUUACCUUCAUUACAAAAGAAACUCCUUAAAGAUUUCUUCAAUGAAGAUGGGCUUCCUUUUGAAAGUAUAGAGGAAGGAGAAAGCUAUAUUUUUAAUUGUAUAGAAAGAAGUAGUUCUUUGAGUUUUCUACUUGUUCUAGAUGAUAUUGAUCACCUAAAACAGUUAGACGCUCUAUCGAUUAAGCAUAUGUUAGAAAAGUCUGGCAAUAGUCUGGUAAUAAUUACAACACGAGAUGUAGGAAUCCUUAUAGCCGAGGGAAUUGAUGUAGGUUAUCAUUUAAAAGGAAUGGAUAAAGAGGAUGCCAGACAACUUUUUACUUGGCAUGCUUUCUCUCAACCUCAUCCUGCCAGUGGAUAUGAAGAUCUUGUUGACGACUUCUUAGGUGUGUGUGGAGGCUUACCCCUCUCUCUUCAAGUUCUGGGAAGGCAUGUCCAUGGUCGAGAUGAAAACUAUUGGAGGUUAGAGCUUCAGAAACUUGGUGGGACAAUGCAUGGAGAUAUCAAAAAAAGCCUUAAAAUAAGCUUUGAUGCUUUGAACACAGAGGAAAAACCAAUUUUUAUGGACAUGGCAUGCUUUUUUGUUGACCAACUAAAGUGUAUAGCCAUAAGGGUGUGGAAGGCAUCGGGAUGGAGUGCUGAAAAUGGAUUGCAAGCACUAAAGGACAAGUGUCUUGUUGAAGAAAUAGAAGAUCCCAUACCUCUAUUGAGAAUGCAUGACGACUUGCGGGACUUAGGGAGGCAAAUGGCAAAUGAGCUCAACGAACCUCGUCGCUUGUGGCGUCAUCGGGAUCUUAAAAAAUUGGAAUCAAUGAAGUUUGAAAACAUUGUUGCUCAAACCAAAGGAAGGUGUUUCCAUUCAUAUUUUGACAAGUCUCUCAAUUCUCAAGUUAAAUUCUUUCUAGGGGAAUCCGCUGAUAGUGUAGAAAUGUCAUCAUGUUUGUUAUUGCUUCAUAUUUGGUAUCCAUAUCUAUAUUCCGGACCAAAUUCUUCCAAUUUAAAUUUGAGCGUACAGCCAGGAAUUCCUUCAUGGAUUCCGCUUCAAAACAUGCAGUUCCUGAGAAUCAGCAAUGGAUAUUUCAAAAGAUUGUGGCAGCAUGAUGCAGAGGCUCCCUCCGAAUUGAAGAAACUGGAGAUUUAUGGAACCUUUUUAGAAGAGUAUCCAGAUUUCUUAGGUAUAUUAACUCAUGUGGAAAAGAAAGUCGGAAAGGAAGUCCAAAAGGAAGUCAAUGCGGGUCAACACAUGUCAAAAAUGAAGUCAUUGGUUGUGAAGACAUGUAGAAGACUUUCAGGAUCCCUCCCUACGACUUCUGUGAAAGAGACUUCGUCUUUUACGGUUCCAUUGAACGGUGGCACAAAGUCUGUCACGGUUAAGGCCCCAUUGAGUUUGCUUGAAGAUUUAGUAAUUAGAGAACAAGAAAACGUAAGAAGAAUUGUAAUUGACGGAAAUUAUUGUCCUAGCCUUCAACCCUUGGAAAUUUCUUCCCUGAGGAAUCUUAUUGAAUUACAAUUUAGAAGAGUUGAAACAUUGAAAUGUCUUAAUGUUAGCAAGUGUGAAUUUCUCAGAAUUUUGUCAGUGACAUCUGAUUUUACAGAGCUUGAAGAAUUGAGCAUUGCUGAAUGUUCUAUGCUUGAGGAGCCAAAUCUUGGUCAUCUGAGCUGCAUGAAAACGAUCAGAAUUGAAAAUUGCAAUAUGACUAGUGUGCCAGGAAUAUUUAAUUUUAAGAUGCUAGUUGAAUUGAAUAUUAGUAGAUGUCCAAAGCUUCAUGAGCUAUGUCUUGCACAUCUGCAUUGCCUGGAAAAUCUUAUUGUUAAGGACUGUGAUCAUUUGAAAAGUGUGACGGGACUAUCUUAUCUUCUAAAGCUUGUAGAAAUUAGUAUUUCUCGGUGUGGAAUGCUGCAGCUUGAUUUGUGUCUAGCGGGUUUUAACAGUCUCAAAAGGAUAAAAGCUGAUAGGUCUGUGAAGCUAAAAUGUUUUGAGGUGAAGGACUGUAAAAAUCUGGAAACAGUAUCAGGAAUAUCAUUCGAAAUGAUUCGAGUGGUGAACAUUUGUGGCUGUCCAGAGCUUAAGAGUUUUCCAGUUAUUUGUGGUCGAAGGUGCUUAGAGAUGAUUAUAAUUGAUGGAUGUGGGAAGCUCAAUUACCUCACUUUGACUGAUUGUGGUAAUCUGAAAGGAGUGUCUGGUAACUUUGAUCUUGAUGGAUUAUCCAUAUCGGAUUGUCCGAUGCUUAAAGAGCUGCCAUCUUUUGGGCAGCUAAUUUACCUUGAGGAAAUUCGCAUUCUCCGGUGCGGGAGCCUGCAAAACAUGACUUACCAACUACUCUGA